Balaenoptera ricei (Rice's whale) is the source of this 6459-nucleotide messenger RNA. RefSeq lists its product as uncharacterized. The record is from RefSeq and is a predicted model, not a curated record. The transcript is spliced from 10 exons. Gene Ontology annotation, molecular function: DNA-binding transcription repressor activity, RNA polymerase II-specific. Gene Ontology annotation, biological process: negative regulation of transcription by RNA polymerase II. Bases 211 to 4719 code for a protein of 1502 amino acids. Lineage: Eukaryota; Metazoa; Chordata; Mammalia; Artiodactyla; Balaenopteridae.
GGGAUAGCUGUUCUGUGGCCGCUUGUAGUGCGGCUCUUCGCAAAUGAGCAGAAAGGAGGCUAGGGCUCCCCUCCGCGCAUUUGAGCGAGCGGUGAGCCUCCGCGCGAUCGGCCACCCAGCCCAGGGCAGGGAACGGGUGGCGGUCGGCUGAGCCCGCGGUACCCGCCUCUGUCGCCGCCUCUCCGGGCCCCGCUCUCUCCUCAGGGUCCCAUGAUGGCGGCGGCGUGGAUGGACCCGACGCGGGUGUCUGUGACCUUCGAUGAUGUGGCCGUGACUUUUACCCGGGAGGAGUGGGGGCAGCUGGACCCGGCUCAGAGGACCCUGUACCAGGAGGUGAUGCUGGAAAACUGCGGGCUUCUGGUGUCUCUGGGGUGUCCUGUUCCCAGACCUGAGCUGAUCUACCAGCUGGAGCAGGGGCAGGAGCUGUGGACGGUGAAGAAAGACCUCUCCCAAAGCACCUGUCCAGGUGACAAAGGAAAGCCCAAGACCACAGAACCUACCACUUGUGAGCCAGCCCUGUCUGAGGGAGUCUCACUCCAGAAACAACUAAUACAAAGAGUUUCAGAGGACUCCCAGUUGGGCCAAAUCAACGAUAAGGAACGGUCAUUGGAAAUGCAAGAAGGACACUUGAGACCAGAGAUAGAACCCCAGAAGGGGAAGCUCCCUGGGAAACCAAGCUCUGAAUAUGGCAGCUUAGGGACACCUGGUGGUGUGUGUUCAAGGAUUGUAGAGGAGCCGGUCCCUCCAGGAGGUGCAGUCCAUGACCAUAACUCAUGUGGAUCUGGUAAUGAUCUCAUGAUUCAGGAAGAGGAAAGUAUCUUUAAAUGCAACGAAUGUGGGAAAAUUUUUAAUAAGAAACGCCUCCUUGCUCGACAUGAGAGGAUUCACUCUGGAGUGAAGCCCUAUGAAUGCACAGAGUGUGGGAAAACCUUUAGUAAGAGCACUUAUCUCCUUCAACACCACAUGGUCCACACCGGGGAGAAGCCCUAUAAGUGCAUGGAGUGUGGCAAGGCCUUCAACCGCAAGUCACACCUUACACAACACCAGCGGAUUCACAGUGGAGAAAAGCCUUAUAAAUGCAAUGAAUGUGGAAAGGCCUUCACCCACCGCUCCACUUUUGUUUUGCAUAACAGGAGCCACACUGGAGAAAAACCCUUUGUGUGCAAAGAAUGUGGAAAAGCAUUCCGAGAUAGGCCAGGUUUCAUUCGACACUACAUCAUCCACAGUGGUGAGAAUCCGUAUGAGUGCUUUGAAUGUGGCAAGGUCUUUAAACACAGGUCAUACCUCAUGUGGCACCAGCAGACUCACACUGGGGAGAAGCCCUACGAAUGCAGUGAAUGUGGGAAAGCCUUCUGUGAGAGCGCAGCCCUCAUUCACCACUAUGUCAUCCACACUGGGGAGAAGCCCUUUGAGUGCCUCGAGUGCGGGAAGGCCUUCAACCACAGGUCAUACCUCAAGAGGCACCAGCGGAUUCACACUGGGGAGAAGCCCUACGUGUGCACUGAAUGUGGAAAGGCCUUCACCCACUGCUCCACUUUUAUCUUGCAUAAACGGGCCCACACUGGAGAGAAACCUUUUGAGUGCAAAGAAUGUGGGAAAGCAUUUAGCAAUCGGGCAGACCUCAUUCGGCACUUCAGCAUCCACACUGGAGAGAAGCCCUACGAGUGCAUGGAGUGUGGGAAGGCCUUCAACCGCAGGUCAGGCCUCACCAGGCACCAGCGGAUUCACAGUGGAGAGAAGCCCUAUGAAUGCCUCGAGUGUGGGAAAACCUUCUGCUGGAGCACAAACCUCAUUCGACACUCCAUCAUCCACACUGGAGAGAAGCCCUAUGAGUGCAGUGAGUGUGGAAAGGCUUUCAGUCGCAGCUCAUCCCUCACUCAGCAUCAGAGGGUUCAUACUGGGAGAAACCCUGUCAGUGUGACAGAUGUGGGAAGAACCUUCACAAGUGGGCAAUCCUCAGUCAAUCUUCAAGAACUCCUAUUGGGGAAAGACUUUCUGCAUGUAACGACUGAGGAAAAUCUUUUGCCAGAGGAAACAUCUUACUCAGAAUCUGAUCAUUCAUACCAAAGAGAAACCCCACAAUUUUCUUCCCUCCCCGAGCUGGGCAGGCCUGUGAGGAGGGUGUGUCUUACCUCUGCGUCGGUGUACGAGCCCAACACCCGCCCCGGGUCCUCCGUACGGGAGUGUCCCGUGAGCGCCCGCCGGGGCCCCGACCCCGUCCCCGCGGCUCUGACGCGACGGCCUGGGCCUCGUGACCCCCCCCCCAACCCCCUCAUCCCCCCGCUCUGGGCAGGAGGCGGGCGGCUGAAUCCUGGAGCCGCCUCUGCGGCCCCGCUCUCUCCUCACGGUCCCGUGAUGGCGGCGGCGUGGUUGGACCCGGCGCGGAUGCUUGUUACUUAUGAGGAUGUGGCCGUGACUUUUACCCGGGAGGAGUGGGGGCAGCUGGACCCCGCCCAGAGGACCCUGUACCAGGAGGUGAUGCUGGAGACCUGCGGGCUCCUGGUCUCUCUGGGGUGUCCUUUGCCCAAGCCAGAGCUGAUCCACCCACUGGAGCACAGCCCAGAGUUACAGACGUUGAAGAGAGGCCACUCCCCGAGCUCCUGCCCAGUUCGGGAGUCUGGGAAAUCCAGGAUCAAGAUGCUGGCAGAUCUGGCGUCUGAUGAGGACCUGCUCCUUGGUGUGCAGAUGGCAGCCUUCUCAUUCUGUCCUCACAUGGCAGAGAAAAGAAGCAAGCUCCUUAGUAUCUUUUCUGAUGACGACACAAAACCUGACACUACAGAGCCUGCCCCUUCUCACCUGGCCUUGUCUGAGGAAGUCUCACCCCAGGAACAACCGACUCAGCGAGCCUCAGGGGACUCCCUGUUGGGACAAACCAAGGAUCAGGAUGGGCCACUGGAAAUGCAUGAAGGCCACUUGAGACCAGGGAUGGACCCCCAGAGGGAGAAGCUCUCUGGGCAAAUGAGCCCUGAACAUGGUGGUUUAGGGACACAUGAUGGUUGUCACUCAAGGAUUGUUCAGCAGCGAGUCUUUCCAGGAGAUAUUCUUUAUGAAUGUGACUCACAUGGACCAGUGAAAGGACCCUUGAUACAUGAAGGGAAACACCUCUAUAAGUGUGAGGAAUGCGGGAAAGUUUUUAACAAGAAUUGCUUCCUUAUUCGACAUGAGCAGAUUCACUCUGGCGUGAAGCCCUAUGAGUGCACAGAGUGUGGGAAAACCUUUAUUAAGAGCACACACCUCCUCCAGCACCACAUGAUCCACACCGGGGAGAGGCCCUAUGAGUGCACAGAGUGCGGGAAGGCCUUCAACCGCAGGUCACACCUCACAAGGCACCAGCGGAUUCACACUGGAGAGAAGCCUUACAAGUGCAGUGAGUGUGGAAAGGCCUUCACCCACCGCUCCAAUUUAGUCUUACAUAACAGAAGCCACACUGGGGAAAAACCCUUUGUGUGCAAAGAAUGUGGGAAAGCCUUUCGAGAUAAGACAGGUUUCCUUAGACACUACAUCAUCCACACGGGAGAGAAGCCCUUUGAGUGUGUGGAGUGUGGAAAAUCCUUCAACCGCAGAUCACAUCUCACCUGGCACCAGCAGAUUCAUAGUGGAGUGAGACCCUUUGAAUGCAAUGAAUGUGGGAAAGGCUUUUGUGACAGCACAGACCUCAUCCAACACUAUGUCAUCCACACCGGAGAGAAGCCAUACAAGUGCCUUGAGUGCGGGAAGGCCUUCUACCGCAGGUCACACCUCAAGCAGCACCAGCGGAGUCACACCGGGGAGAAGCCCUAUGUGUGCGGUGAAUGUGGAAAGGCCUUUACCCACUGCUCCACUUUUAUCUUACAUAAAAGAGCCCACACUGGAGAAAAACCCUAUGAAUGCAAAGAAUGUGGGAAAGCCUUUAGCAAUCGGUCAGACCUCAUUCGACACUUCAGCAUCCACACUGAAGAGAAGCCUUAUGAGUGCAUGGAGUGUGGGAAAGCCUUUAACCGUAGGUCAUACCUCACCAGACACCAGCGGAUUCACAGUGGAGAGAAGCCCUAUGAAUGCAUGGAAUGUGGCAAAGCCUUUUGCCAAAGGGCAAACCUCAUUCGACAUGCCGUCAUCCACACUGGAGAGAAGCCCUAUGUGUGCACUGAAUGUGGAAAGGCCUUUACCUACUGCUAUACUUUCAUCUUGCAUAAAAGGGCCCAUAUUGGAGAAAAACCUUUUGAGUGCAAAGAAUGUGGGAAAGCUUUUAGCACUAGGAAAGACCUCAUUCGACACAUCAGCAUCCAUGCUGGAGAGAAGCCCUACGAGUGCAUGGAGUGUGGGAAGGCCUUUAACCGCAGGUCAGGCCUCACCAGGCACCAGCGGAUUCACAGUGGAGAGAAGCCCUAUGAAUGCAUGGAGUGUGGGAAAACCUUCUGCUGGAGCACAAGCCUCAUUCGACAUUCUGUCAUCCACACUGGAGAGAAGCCCUAUGAGUGCAGUGAGUGUGGAAAGGCCUUCAGUCGCAGCUCAUCCCUCACUCAGCAUCAGAGGGUUCAUACUGGGAGAAACCCUGUCAGUGUGACAGAUGUGGGAAGAACCUUCACAAGUGGGCAAUCCUCAGUCAGUCUUCAAGAACUCCUAUUGGGGAAAGACUUUUUGCAUGUAACGACUGAGGAAAAUCUUUUGCCAGAGGAGACAUCUUACUCAGAAUCUGAUCAUUCAUACCAAAGAGAAACCUCUCAUUUUUCUUCCCCAUGAGAAAAGCUAUUGCAGGAUAUCAGUUGUCAUCUAAAGAGUCAUGUUAGAAAUGGCCUCAGCCUAGAAUCUUAUUCUGUAUCUGAAAAUUCACACAGGAGAGUGAUCCAAUCUUUAUUGUGCACUUAGCAAAACCCUCAGCCACAUCUUUCUCCUUAGUUUACACUACAAAAUUAUAUCAGGGAUAUUUAAAUAAAAGAGGAGGAGACGAGAAAAGAGAGAAAUGCAAACACAGCUUUCAGAUUUCCGUGAUGAGCCUGUGGCAAUUUGUCAUCCCUUCCUUAGUUUAUUUGAGGUAAGGGGAGUGUUGUUGCAGGGAUCAGAGGGCCUUGUUCCUUUUAUUUGUCUUGAAUAUACAUGCGCUGCUGUCCAAUGUCAGGAGAGUUAGACAGUUGAGGGUAUGUCUGAAAACAUUUACUGAAAGCCAACUUUGUUCUACAACAUUGUCUCUAUCCUUGAGUAGCAUAUGUUUUUUUGAGAAAUAUGAAGGCUUGACUUAUGAAAUACUUUCAUAUUUAAGGAGAUAAAGAUGUAUGUAUGAAUGGGCCCAUUUUACUGCAUAUUUAAGACUGAUUUUUUGAAAACAUACUGCGUCGUGUGUCUUUAACCACCUAACACUCAUACUUAAUCUACUUGUUUAUUUAUUCUUUUUUUUUUCUGUGGGGUGACAAUGACAGUGUAGCUGUGCGACCUUCCCAGAUGAAUCCCAGUUCUUCCUUCUGAUUCCUCCUUAGAGAGGCUUCUUCAGGUCCACCUCAGUGACUUUCUAGAGGUCGAAUUAGAGCCAGAACAAAAUGAAACACAUAGCUAAAUUAAGCUAAAGGAUAACGAUACAUGCAGAGAGGUAAUCUCAUUUUUAAUCUUACAAAAGAUUGUGUGAAGAGUCACUGUCAAGUAAAGUGACUAGAAUUUUAACAGAUGAAAUGAGCAUGUGUGGGUGCAGGUACAUGUGUGUUCCACAGUUGUUGCCAUUGGCUUAGUCCCAGUAUAAUGACUAAUGACUAGUAUCUUUUGUCAGGGUAUUUUGAAAUUCCUUCUUUGCAGUUUUGGUUUAUUUUUUGUUUUUUGGUUUUUUUUUUGAGCAACAUGUGAUAGUAUUCCUUCAUGUUAAGAAAUAUACUGUACAGAAAGACAUAAAAAUAAUCAUGUAUUCACUCUGAACCCUCCUGAGGGCCUUUCAAAUGACCGCAUGUCUAGUUUUGUAUUCCCAUUGUAGGCCAAGUCAUUUUUGUUACGUUAAUCCAUGGCAUUAUUGUGAAGGCCCCUUCUUCCUGCUUUUCAUGUCUUGUCUAAGAAGUCUUCAGCAAGCUCUAGGUCCUGAAUAUUUUCUCCUAAAAGUCUUAUAGUUUUACCUUUUAUAUUUAAAUCUCUAGUUCAUGUUGAGUUAAUUUUUGUAUUACCAUGUGAAGUUUAGGUUGUGUUUUUUGCCUCAGGAUGUUUAGUUGUUCUGGUACCAUUUGUGGAAAAGACUGUCCUGCCUCUAUUGAAAUGAACUUAGUAAAGAAUCAGUUGGGCAUAUUCAUUUUGGUCUAUUUCUGAGUUCUUUAUAUUAUCCUGUUGAUCUGGGUAUUUAAACCUCUGCUAAUACCACAUUAUCUUGAAUACUGUAGCUAUCAUUAAAUCUUAAAAUUGGGUAAAGUGAUUCCAUCUUCUUUAUUUUUAAAAAUUGAUUUAGUUUUCCAUGUCAAUUUUUCCUUUGGUUUUCUGUAUAAAUUUUAUCAUGUGCUUGUCUAUAUUUUAAAA